UAUAAACACAUGCAUAGGAAACUAGAUUUUCACAAAACAAACUCAUUACUUCUCCAUAAGAUCUCUACUAAACUUGUUUCUCUCAACUCAGAAAAAAAAAACAACGAUCAAUCAAAAUCAUGGCUUCAAUCAAUUGCAAAUCUUUCUUCACUUCUCUUAUGAUUCUUGUGGCACUUUUUGGAGUUGGAGUAGACGGAAAGGUUCACAAAGUCGGCGACUCGAGCGGAUGGACCAUGAUGGGUGUGGAUUACCAAGUUUGGGCAUCUUCAAGAACUUUUCAAGUAGGAGACUCACUGGUCUUCGAAUACAACAACGAGUUCCACGACGUCACUGAAGUCACACCCCACGACUUUGAGUUAUGCUAUUCGUCUAAUCCGUUAGCGAGAUACCAAACUGGAUCAGACACGGUAACUCUAACCAAACCUGGAUUCCAACACUUCAUAUGCGGAGUUCCUGGUCACUGCGACAUCGGACAAAAGCUCGACAUCCUAGUCUUCCCGGCCUCGUUGGGUCCAGUGGCUGCUCCAGUUCCGGGGCCAGUCAGAUCACCAAUAUCUUCUAUGUCUCCUUCACCUUCUCCCUUGGCUGAUUCACCACCAAGAUCUUCUAUGUCUCCUUCACCUUCUCCCUUGGCUGAUUUCACAAACUAAUGCUCCACAGUUUCAGAUGGGACCAUCACCUCUUUGAAACGCUAUCUUGGUUUCAGCUUGUUAUUGCAAUUUUGUUGAAACUUUUAUUGUUUUUUUUAUUUUUACCAUUGUAAUUCCUUUUUUCCACCCAAUUUGUUAAUACAAUUUGAUUUUUUU
Molecule: messenger RNA, 806 nt
Organism: Raphanus sativus (radish)
Lineage: Eukaryota; Viridiplantae; Streptophyta; Magnoliopsida; Brassicales; Brassicaceae
Product: mavicyanin
Exons: 1
Coding region: 120-650 (176 amino acids)
Cellular component (GO): plasma membrane
Molecular function (GO): electron transfer activity
Source: RefSeq, a predicted model, not a curated record